CCGGGUGCCAUCCGGCUGAGUCAUGCUGACGGCGCGCACCGUAUAUGACGAGCCCCACCGCACUCGGCGCCCGUCUUCCCAUAUCUCAUCCUUCACCCCAGAACUUGAUCCACCCUCCCUGCACGUAAGCGCCGCGUAUCUAUCCAUGGCCGACAAACGACGAAAGAUUCUGAUCGCCCUCGACGACUCCGAGUCGGCGCGUUAUGCCCUCGCCUGGUCGAUGGAGAACGUCAUUGACUCGACCCGCGACCAUGUCGUCCUGCUGUCUGUGGGAAUCUUCCACGAUCGCUGGAACGAGCUCUUUGUCGCGGCGAUGGGCCCGGCCUAUACUCAAGAAAACCGAGAGCAGCUGGAGAUGCAGGCCGAGGACUUUUCAAGAAAGAUCCUCAAUGAUGCCACCAAAGUCAUCCAGGAACACGCUUCAAAUCUCAACGACGGAGCGAGUAUCUCGCACGAAAUCUUUGCCCUGAAAGGCGGCGAUCCUCGCGACGUCAUUGUCGACUUUUGCCACAACAUGAAUGCAGAUAUGCUCAUUGUCGGAAGCCGCGGCAUGAGCAAUCUUGGCCGGGCCCUGGUCGGCUCGGUGAGCGAAUAUCUGGUGCACCACGCUCCGUGCCCUGUCCUCGUCGUCCGUCCAAGCGGCCAAGCCUGAUGCAGCCGGCGGGCGCAUGACUGCAUGGUCUGCCAAAGCGACGCCACGGAGUUCAAACAGACGGCCGCCAGUGGGUGCGGGGUUUUGGCCUUGCACUUGGUUCUGAUGAUCGAAUACAUCGGGUAUUUGAAACGCA
Messenger RNA from Polychytrium aggregatum, 788 nucleotides. RefSeq lists its product as uncharacterized. The record is from RefSeq and is a predicted model, not a curated record. The transcript is spliced from 5 exons. Bases 23 to 652 code for a protein of 209 amino acids. NCBI's taxonomy places the organism in Eukaryota, Fungi, Chytridiomycota, Chytridiomycetes, Polychytriales.